This is a messenger RNA of Drosophila yakuba, 480 nucleotides long. RefSeq names its product MICOS complex subunit Mic10. Bases 133 to 357 code for a protein of 74 amino acids. Gene Ontology annotation, cellular component: mitochondrion; mitochondrial inner membrane; MICOS complex. The transcript has a single exon. NCBI's taxonomy places the organism in Eukaryota, Metazoa, Arthropoda, Insecta, Diptera, Drosophilidae. The record is from RefSeq and is a predicted model, not a curated record.
GGCUUGCUUUAGCCCUUUUCGAUUUGGUUAUUGUCGUAACAUCUGGCAGCAAAAAAAAAAAAAUAAAAAACAAAUAAAAAUUUAAUAACAAAUUAUCUAUUAGCAGCUGGCACUGAAGAGAUUGAUGCAAAUAUGUCGACUGCACCAGAAGAUCGACUGCGUGAGAACCUCAAUCGAUGUCUGUCGGACUCCCUGGUGAAGGGAGUUGGUGGCCUGGUGAUCGGAUCCGUGGUCACCCUGCUCUUCUUCCGGAGGCGUAUAUGGCCCGUCUGGCUGGGCACUGGAUUCGGCGUGGGCGUGGCAUAUCGUGGCUGCGAGAAGGAGCUCAACGAUGUUAAGUUUGGCCAACGAAAGUGAUCUUAGGCAUCUGUACAUUGGAUUUUACUGAUGCUUACACGUGUUCGGUUUAAUGGCUUGCAUUUACUUCGAUUCUCCAACGAUUUGAGUAAAUAAACUCGAAGAAACUAAAAAGUAAAAAAA